AUGAAACCAUCAUCAAUCCUUAGAACCCUCUCAUUUCGGAUUCCGGUGAGGCUAUCGGCUUCUCCGGCCAUCGCUCCAUUGCCUAUCAUAGCCCCAUUUGAUCGACAAGCCACGGCAGAGUUAGAUACCCUUCUAUCCCCUGAUGUUAUUUUUCAUCACCAUUGGCUAUGUCAUGCACUUAAUGCAUCAAUCAACACCCAAAAGAUAGCCCUAGAGUCGCUCACAAAUGCCAACAAUGUUGCUGCCUUGUAUCAACAAGAUUCAAAUCGAAAAUCCAUUGAAGAAUAUCUUGAUGAUGGUAACAUCAAAUUGCUUGAUUCAUGUAACGAAGUGUUGGAGAAAAUAGAAGCUGUUCAAGAAUAUGUAAAGUCACUGAAGGUAGUGUCACAUUUGCUUCAAGAAGGCAAAUUUGAGCCCAGUCCCAUUACUUUAGCUCGUGCAAGAAACAUGUUAGAACAGACAAGUGAUGUUAUGGAACGAAGACUAAGCAAAGAAAUGAAAAAUUACAGGUGUAGAUCAUCAGGUUGGAGCAGCUUCAGGAAAUUAUCGAGUCGAAAAAAGCUAGCCCCAGAUGGUUCCACCAAAAACCAUGACUUGGGAGAAUUUGGUGAGAUCUUGAAUGGGUCCAAGGCAGUAGCAUUAAUGGUAUGUCAGAUUCUUGGACUAGCUCUAUCAUCUAUGUCAUCAAAGGGCUGCAGCUUAGCAACACAAUCUCAGCCAACGAUGACUUCUUGGUCAUGUUCUUUGAAAGAGUUACAAAAUCAAGUGAAGAAAGAAAGUGAGCAGAAAGAUGGAAAAUGGAGCUCAACGAUGCUCUCAGAACUGCAAGAGACAAUGGCAUUGACGUGGGAAUUAAGGAGGCAGAAUCAUAUUGGAGCUAAAAGGCAAAGAGAGAUUGUUGAGGAGUUGAAUAGAAGGUGUGAGAAAUUAGAGGAUGAGGUUGGGAUUUUAGAGGAAGGAGUGAGGGAUUUGUAUAGACACUUGGUUUCAGUUAGGAUGGCUUUAUUGGGAAUUUUGUCCAAAUCCUAA
Molecule: messenger RNA, 1029 nt
Organism: Dovyalis caffra
Lineage: Eukaryota; Viridiplantae; Streptophyta; Magnoliopsida; Malpighiales; Salicaceae
Source: the annotation of a GenBank genome assembly